AGAAGCCAACACGAGAAAAGAUGAAUAGUGGACGGAGCUGGGGAUGUUAUGAACCGAAGCUUCUGCGACGCCCCAGCAGAUUCUAAAUUCUUCUCUCUCUUUCUCCCUCUCCCUGCAAGCAAUCACCAGUUAGGUUUCAUCUUGAUCCUUGCCCAGAAAACCCUUAAUCCUAAUAGCUUUUGAAAUUCUGUUUUUUCUGUCGAAUGCUAUAGCCCAAAUGGGUUCGUCGGAGAUCGAGGUGGUGUCAUCGGACUCUAAAACCCCGAAAAUUCCCGAUAUACCUCCUGUAGUAGACGUGUUUUCUGCCUGUUCUUGUGGGGACUUUGAGAAAUUGAGGUGGUUUGUGGAACAAGAAGGUGCCUCCGUUUCUGUACCUGAUUCCAAUGGCUAUUAUGCUCUCCAAUGGGCAUCCCUUAAUAACUUUCCAGAUAUUGUGCAGUAUCUCAUUAAGCACGGGGCCGAUGUCAACGCUACUGAUCACCUGCAACAGACGGCACUACACUGGGCGGCAGUUCAUGGGGCAACUCCAGUGGCUGAUUUGCUCUUGGAGAACGGUGCUUGGCUUGAGGCUGCUGAUAUACAUGGAUACAGGGCAGUUCACUUUGCUGCUCAAUAUGGACAAACAGCUUUCUUAAAUCACAUCGUUGCAAAGUACAAUGCUGACUUUGAUGUACCUGAUAAUGAGGGGCGAAGUCCUCUUCAUUGGGCUGCUUAUAAGGGGUUUGCUGAUACAAUCCGAUUGCUUCUAUUCCGGGAUGCAUGCCAAGAGAGACAAGAUAAAGAUGGUUGUACGCCGUUGCACUGGGCUGCACUAAGAGGAAAUGCAGAGGUAUGCACUGUGCUUGUACACUCAGGCACAAAGAAAGAACUGGCGGUGAAGGACAAUGCUGGAAAAACUCCUGUACAGCUUGCACAUGAUAAAGGUCAUCGGCAUGUCACCUUUUUCCUUUCUAAUCAACAGAGAGCUCUAAGCAACCGCUGGAGAGACAAAAUUUGUAGUGGGAGGAUGGCAGAUAUCGGUUAUGCUCCCAUUUUAUUUUGUAUUAUAAUCUUUGAAAUGUUCCUCUUCACCAACUCAGUUGUUGCAGGUUCUAGUUUUCAAAAGAUUACUGCUGUUGUCGGUCUUUGGGCUUGGACUGCUUCCCUGGCAGUUGGUUCCUUGAUUAUGUUCUACAGGUGCAGUAGUAAAGAUCCUGGUUAUAUAAAACGACCAGGAGAUUCAGGUGCUCAUAGUGAUGCAGAGGAUCCUUUAUUGAAUAUUGACCUGAACAGCUCCUCUGUUUGGACAGGAAAUUGGUCUCAACUUUGCCCUACCUGCAAGAUAAUAAGAGCUGUCCGAUCUAAGCAUUGCCCUACUUGUAAGCGUUGUGUGGAACUUGACCACCAUUGCCCGUGGAUAUCUAACUGUGUGGGAAAGGUCAGGAAUGUG
Messenger RNA from Neltuma alba, 1429 nucleotides. Its product is annotated as probable protein S-acyltransferase 23. Gene Ontology annotation, biological process: protein palmitoylation. The record is from RefSeq and is a predicted model, not a curated record. Gene Ontology annotation, cellular component: Golgi membrane. Gene Ontology annotation, molecular function: protein binding; palmitoyltransferase activity. Lineage: Eukaryota; Viridiplantae; Streptophyta; Magnoliopsida; Fabales; Fabaceae.